Peronospora farinosa is the source of this 1857-nucleotide messenger RNA. NCBI's taxonomy places the organism in Eukaryota, Oomycota, Peronosporomycetes, Peronosporales, Peronosporaceae. The record is from the annotation of a GenBank genome assembly.
AUGGCGCAUGUGUUUGGUGACAAUGAAAAGGAGUACGACUUUGGCUACGUGUACAAGGUCUCCGGUCCCUUGGUAAUUGCUGAGAAUAUGCAUGGUGCUGCAAUGUAUGAACUGGUCCGUGUGGGUCAUGACAAACUCGUAGGCGAGAUUAUCAAGUUAGAAAACACUAACGCGUCCAUUCAAGUGUACGAAGACACGUCGGGACUAACUGUGGGUGACCCUGUGGAGCGUCGUAAACAGCCGCUGUCUGUGGAGCUCGGUCCUGGUAUUGUGGACAAUAUUUUCGAUGGUAUUCAACGUCCUCUGCACGCUAUCAGUGAUCUCACCAAGGACGUAUACAUUCCUCGUGGUGUGGAUGUGCCCUCGCUGAAUGCUGAUAAACCAUGGCGCUACAAGCCCGUGAACUUUCGUGAGGGAGACCCCAUUUCAGGUGGCGACAUCUUCGGUCUUGUCCAUGAGAACGACAUUUUGCACUCGCACAAGAUCAUGUGUCCACCUAAUAUCUUUGGUACGGUAGUCAAGAUCUACGGUGCUGAUACCGACAAUAAUGAGCAGUUUACGCUCAAAGAUACGGUGCUAGAAGUGCGUAACGACACGACUGGUGUCACGCACAAGCUUGGGCUUUCGCACAUGUGGCCGGUGCGAAAACCGCGUCCGGUUGCAGAGAAACUGGCCGGCAAUGUCGCUCUGACGACAGGUCAGCGUAUCAUUGAUGCUUUGUUUCCAUCUGUGCUUGGCGGAACUUGCGCUGUGCCCGGUGCUUUCGGCUGCGGUAAGACGGUCAUUUCGCAGGCCCUGUCCAAGCACUCUAACUCUGAUGCAAUUGUGUACGUGGGUUGCGGUGAGCGUGGUAACGAGAUGGCCGAAGUGCUGAACGAUUUCCCCGAGCUAACAAUGACUGUUAACGACUGCGAGGUGCCGAUUAUGAAGCGUACGACGCUGGUGGCCAACACCUCGAAUAUGCCUGUGGCUGCCCGUGAGGCUUCGAUCUACACUGGUAUCACGCUGGCCGAGUACUUCCGUGAUCAGGGCAUGAAUGUGUCGAUGAUGGCUGACUCCACGAGUCGUUGGGCUGAGGCUCUGCGUGAAAUAUCGGGUCGUUUGGGUGAAAUGCCUGCUGAUAGCGGUUACCCGGCCUACCUGGGUGCUCGUCUGGCUGCUUUCUAUGAGCGUGCUGGUCGAGUGUCGUGUCUGGGUAGCCCGAAGCGUGAGGGCAGCGUUACUGUCGUGGGUGCCGUCUCGCCACCUGGUGGUGACUUCUCCGACCCUGUGACGGCGGCUACUCUGAGUAUCGUCCAGGUCUUUUGGGGUCUGGACAAGAAGCUGGCUCAGCGUAAGCAUUUCCCGUCCGUAAACUGGCUGAUCAGUUACACAAAGUACAUGCGUGUGCUGGAGCCGUUCUUCAACAAGAUUGAUCCAGAGUACUCGAUGCUACGUACGAAGUGCCAGGAGAUCCUGCAGAAAGAGGACAACCUGACUGAGAUCGUGCAACUUGUUGGUAAAGAGUCACUUUCUGAGGAUCAAAAGGUGAUUAUGGAGGUGGCAAAGAUCAUCCGUGAGGAUUUCCUGCAGCAGAACGCCUUUUCGAACUAUGAUUAUACAUGCCCCUUGGUGAAGAGUGUGGGCAUGCUACGAUCGAUCAUCCUGUUCUACAAUCUAAGCCAGAAAGUAAUUGCUGACUCUCCACCCGAUGCAAAGGUGACGUGGGCACAGAUCAAGACGUCCAUGAACCCGGUGCUGCAGAAGAUUAUUCAGACGAAAUUCCAGCUACCUAAGCAGCCGGAGGCUGAGCUCAAGGCCUUUUUUAGUGGACUGGACGAAGAAGUGGAGCAAGCUUUUCAGACGCUUUCGGACUAG